UUUACGUAAAUAGGGAAUCUGCGGUUGCGAAUCAAAAAUAAACAAACGAAGAAACGUCACCCAGCAACCGGCUAAUUAGGUAGCCACCAGCUAGCUAGCUAUUUUGUUUUUACUGCGUUCAGCCAGAUGCCAUACAUUUAAUUAGCGUUAGGUGACACUUGCCAAGUCGUUACUAGCAGCUGUAUAUCAUUUACUAAAACGUAAAGGGUGACUACAUUAGAAACGUAUAGUAUAUUAUUUGCAAUGGAGUGGUAGCUAGACGAGGGGCGUGAUACCAAUUUGCUGCUAGCCACACACAGUAAUUAAAACCUCUUGAACAAGCAUCAUUGGCAUCGUUUUGGAAUGUAAAUACGGUUUGAACUGGCCAAGAUUAGCUAGCUAUUUAGCUAGGCUAAGUUCUAAGGCAACAACAACACGGUUACAAUAGCGCACUGUUUACUGACAACUAACGUAGCCCGAAUCGAAAGAUGGACUCAAAUGUGCAGAAGAGACGGGAAAACAAGAAGUCAUUGCGUGUAAAGGUGAUCAGCCUUGGCAACGCUGAGGUGGGGAAGAGCUGCAUCAUCAAACGUUACUGCGAAAAGAGAUUUGUGCCCAAAUAUCUGGCCACCAUCGGGAUUGACUACGGUGUUACUAAAGUCCAGGUUCGAGACCGUGAGAUCAAGGUGAACAUCUUUGACAUGGCUGGACACCCUUUCUUUUAUGAGGUCCGUAAUGAGUUCUAUAAGGACUCCCAGGGUGUGGUGCUGGUGUAUGACGUUGGUCUCAGAGAGAGCUUUGAUGCUCUGGACAGCUGGCUGGGGGAGAUGAAACAGGAAAUGGGAUCCCAGGCCAACAUGGAGAGCAUCGUAUUCGUAGUCUGUGCCAACAAGGUGGACCUGACCAAGCGACGCGUGGUUGACGAGGGGGAGGGCAGGCUGUGGGCGGAGUCUCGGGGGUUCCACUACUUUGAAACGUCCGCCCAGAGUGGAGAGGGCAUCAGUGACAUGUUUCAGUCGUUUUUCUCCUCCAUUACUGACAUGUGUGAGAAUGGAGGAAAGCGUCCGGUGGCGGAGGUCAGUGUAGGCUUCACCAAGGAGCAGGCCGACACCAUCCGCCGCAUCCGCAACAGCAAAGACUCCUGGGACAUGCUGGGGGUCAAACCUGGAGCCACCAGGGAAGAGGUUAACAAGGCGUACAGGAAACUAGCCGUGUUGCUGCAUCCUGACAAGUGUGUGGCACCAGGAAGUGAGGAUGCGUUUAAGGCAGUGGUGAACGCUCGCACCUCCCUGCUGAAGAAUAUCAAGUAGACACGCCGCUUCCACUGUGGACAACCUAGAGCUCUUGACUAAGCUCCCCCCCCCCCCCCCCCCCACGUACUUGCCCCACCCCCACUGACUGACAGGCCAAGAGCCCCACCUAACCACCCGCUUCUCUUAUCGACAGAGCCCCACUAUCUCACUCACUUCCAUGCAUAUGUUAUGCAUGCACUGCUGUGCCCCUCCAAUUCCAAAUGAGCCCCAUCAGACCUGGCAUUACCGGCCUUACAACCGCACCCCCACCCCCUUUGCCCUCAAAGUUGCCAGUUCAGCAUUUCUUUAAAAGUCCCCAUUUUAUGUGCCACUUAUAUUAGUAAGCUAUUUUCAGCCUGCUUGUUUAUUUAUAACAUUUUGCAAUCCCACUGCGACUGAGUGGAUUGUAAGUAUGUGUGUAAAACGUGUGUGUGUGUGUGUGUGUGUGUGUGUGUGUGUGUGUGUGUGUGUGUGUGUGUGUGUGUGUGUGUGUGUGUGUGUGUGUGUGUGUGUGUGUGUGUGUGUGUGAGAGAAACAGAUUUCUGGCUGUACAUUUACCUGUCCACAGACACUGGAGUUUCAUAGUGUGGGGCAUCUUGCCUUCGGUUUACGGUGAAAGUAGUGGUAAGGAUUAGUAACCUACACACAUACGUUGAGAUGCUAGCCUACAUGCUAGCCUACAUGCUAGCCUACAUGCUAGCCUACAUGCUAGCCUACAUGCUAGCCUACAUGCUAGCCUACAUGUCCUCUCAUUCCUCAGGUCCAUUUUGAUUUGAUGUGUUUAAGCUGA
Hypomesus transpacificus is the source of this 2061-nucleotide messenger RNA. It is a transcript of the gene dnajc27, whose product is annotated as DnaJ (Hsp40) homolog, subfamily C, member 27. The coding region runs from base 468 to 1289 and encodes 273 amino acids. The transcript is spliced from 7 exons. NCBI's taxonomy places the organism in Eukaryota, Metazoa, Chordata, Actinopteri, Osmeriformes, Osmeridae. Gene Ontology annotation, molecular function: GTP binding; GTPase activity. The record is from RefSeq and is a predicted model, not a curated record.